Messenger RNA from Entelurus aequoreus (snake pipefish), 680 nucleotides. RefSeq names its product voltage-dependent P/Q-type calcium channel subunit alpha-1A. NCBI's taxonomy places the organism in Eukaryota, Metazoa, Chordata, Actinopteri, Syngnathiformes, Syngnathidae. The transcript has a single exon. The record is from RefSeq and is a predicted model, not a curated record. The coding region runs from base 281 to 655 and encodes 124 amino acids.
CGGCUUUUUUUUUUUAAUGUGAUUUAUUCACCGUGUCGAUUUAAAGGCGUCUAAUGACAUGUUGUCAUGACAGCGGAGGAAUAAAUCUCGUGGAAGCCCGUGGAGCAGAUCUGAUGCAGGAGGCAUGACGGGCCAUGGCGGAGGAUCGUGUUGAAGAAGCUCCGAAAGGACCGCACGUUUGAUUCCCGCGCACCCACGCCUCGGUGAGGUGGACUCCAUACAUGGGCCCCCAGGUCGAUCGUUAAACCCACGUGAGACGUUCGAACCCGGAUGGGAUGUAAUGUUGUGUGGCCGUGGAGCUGGAGCACCGGUCUCCUUCUCCGCUGCUUCGUCGAGAUUGGCUUCUGGUGUCCGGGGAAUGGCGCGCUUUGGGGACGAGGUGCCGGCCAGGUACGGCGGAGGCCCCGGUGGAGGGGGCCCCCGGCGCCGUGGUGGCGGCGGCGGCAGGCAAGGAGGACCCCACGGACAUGCGCACGGACACGGGCACGGACAUGGCCCUGGCCACGGCCCGCCGGGGCCCGGGGCCCAGAGAGUGUACAAGCAGUCUAUGGCGCAGAGAGCCCGGACUAUGGCCUUGUAUAACCCGAUACCAGUGCGCCAGAACUGCUUCACCGUCAACCGCUCCUUGUUCAUUUCAGCGAGGACAACUUUGUGAGGAAAUACGCCAAAAAGAUCACCGA